This is a messenger RNA of Cucumis melo (muskmelon), 2514 nucleotides long. Its product is annotated as cytochrome P450 710A11-like. The transcript has a single exon. The record is from RefSeq and is a predicted model, not a curated record. Gene Ontology annotation, molecular function: heme binding; oxidoreductase activity, acting on paired donors, with incorporation or reduction of molecular oxygen; monooxygenase activity. The coding region runs from base 540 to 2066 and encodes 508 amino acids. NCBI's taxonomy places the organism in Eukaryota, Viridiplantae, Streptophyta, Magnoliopsida, Cucurbitales, Cucurbitaceae. Gene Ontology annotation, biological process: sterol metabolic process.
AGGUUUCACAGAAAAACAACUUUCAUAUUUGGUAUCCAUAUCUUCUUCAGUCAGCUCCAUUAUUAAGAAAGUUACAUAAGUAUCAACAAAAUUGAUGUUCAGAACUCUACACCAACUCCAACUAAAGAGAAGGAUAGGCCAAUUCACAUUCAACCAUCCAAACAGUAAUUAAUGAGUUAAUUAGUGGGAUGAGUCCAAAUUAGGAGUAAAUGUGUGUAAGAAAUGUUGAAUGGGGAAAUUUGGAUGCAUAGAGAAAGGAAAUAAUAUAAAAGGAAAAGGAAAAUGAAUGGGGGAGAGAAGAGACAAGUCUGCCGAGAUCCCAUCUCUAUUUCCAAGUCUUAAUUAAUAUCUUCUUCUUUAUCACACACACCUCUUUAGAGCUCUCUCAACUCUGAACCUCAGCUCUCUCUCUCUCUCUUCCUUCAAUGCUUUAAUGGCAUCCUAAUCAAUUUUCUCUGUUUCAUUCCCUCAUUUAAAUCUUUCUUCUCUUCUCCACUUUUUCCCUCACAAUUCUUUCGCUUUCGCUCCAACAAAAAACCAUGAAUUCCCUUUUGGCUUUUUUAUCGCCGCUGCUUCCCUUUGCGGCUUCCCUCGUGUUUCUGCUCCUCUUUCUCGAGCAGAUCUCUUAUUUGAAGAAGAAACGCUCUGUUCCUGGUCCUCCCCUCGUGCUCCCCUUCGUCGGCAACGCAAUUCCUCUCGUCAGAAACCCUGCCCGUUUCUGGGAAAUUCAGGCUUCUUUGGCUAAAUCCUCCGGUGUUGGUUUCUCCGUCAACUACAUCGCCGGCAACUUCAUCGUCUUUAUUCGCGAUACUGAGCUCUCCCACAAGAUUUUCGCCAAUGUGCGUUCCGAUGCUAUGAAUCUCGUCGGUCAUCCCUUCGGGAAGAAGCUAUUUGGUGAAGAUAAUCUGAUUUAUAUGUUAGGCCAAAAGCAUAAGGAUCUCCGCCGUCGAAUCGCUCCUAAUUUCACGCCUAAAGCGCUUUCCACAUACACCGCGCUUCAACAGAUCAUCAUUCUCAAACACUUGAAGCUUUGGGAACAGAAAUCGUCGGAAUCUUCACCGAAGCCCAUUCCCUUGAGGUAUUUUGCUCGAGAUCUUAACCUCGAAACCUCUCAGAUGGUGUUCGUCGGGCCGUAUUUAGCCGAAAAGGUUCGCGAGAAGUUCAGAGUCGAUUACAACAUCUUCAAUGUCGGUCUCAUGAAACUCCCAAUCGAUUUACCUGGAACAGGUUUCAGAAACGCGAAACUCGCCGUCGACCGGCUAGUGGAGGUUCUUGCGGACUGUGCAGAGAAGAGCAAGAGGAAAAUGAAGAAAGAAGAAGAGCCGACGUGUUUGAUCGACUUUUGGAUGCAGGACACUGUAAAAGAACUCGAAGCUGCCGCAGCAGCCGGCGAGCCAGAGCCCGUUCACACCAGCAACUUCGAACUCGGCUUGUAUCUCUUCGAUUUCCUCUUCGCGGCGCAAGACGCUUCCACUUCGUCGCUUCUAUGGGCCGUAAGUCUCCUCGACUCGCAUCCCGAGGUGGUUGACAAAGUUCGGGAAGAAGUCAAAUCCAUAUGGUCACCGGAAUCGGAUACACUGAUCUCAUCGGAGCAGCUAUCGGAAAUGAAGUACACUCAGGCAGUGGCGCGUGAGGUGGUCCGUUACCGUGCUCCGGCAACGGUUGUGCCGCACGUGGCUGCGGCGGAGUUCCCGUUGACGGAUUCAUACACCAUCCCAAAAGGUGCAAUCGUUUUCCCAUCUGCCUACGAGUCGAGCUUCCAGGGUUUCGUAGAACCGGAGCGAUUCGACCCGGAACGGUUCUCGGAGGAAAGGCAAGAGGACCGAAUUUUCAAAAGGAACUUUCUGGCGUUCGGUGCUGGGUCCCACCAGUGCGUUGGGCAACGGUACGCGCUCAACCAACUUGUGCUUUUCAUCGCCAUGUUUUGUACGUUGCUUGAUUUCAAGAGGCACAUAUCCGACGGCUGUGAUGAAAUCGCUUUCAAUCCCACCAUCUGUCCCAAAGAUGACUGCAUGGUCUCCAUUUCCAGGCGGUGCCCUCGAUUUCCCAAUCUCUCGCUUCAAUAAUUUUUCAAGAUCUCCGAAUUGCCCCUUUCUUCUUCACUUCUCCUCAUCAAACCAAAACAAAAAAGAAAAAAAUAUAAUAAAUAAUGUUGUUGUAGUUGUUACUCUUCCCUUUUCCUUUUCUUUUUUUUUUUUUUUUUUUAAUUAUUAUUUUUAAUUUGAAUCUGCGUGGAAAAAUGGACGGCUGGGAUUCUUUGGGGGGUGGGGGUGGGGGUUGAGGGGAAAUGUGUGUUUUGUUGUUGAUUUGAUUAUUGGAAAUGUCGAUUCAAAAAAAAGAAAAAAGAAAAAAAAAAGUGUUUUGAAUAUUUAAAAGGAGAAUGCUGUUCUGGCGAUGACUUGUCCUUUCUAAUAAACAAAUCAGCAUCACGUGGAUGGGCCGGCCGUCUGUCCAUCCACUUAUCUUAUUGUAAUUUUCUUUUAAUUAUUUAAUAAUCCACUUAUCUUAUUUCUA